Molecule: messenger RNA, 1299 nt
Organism: Guyanagaster necrorhizus
Lineage: Eukaryota; Fungi; Basidiomycota; Agaricomycetes; Agaricales; Physalacriaceae
Product: putative adenosylhomocysteinase
Exons: 12
Coding region: 1-1299 (432 amino acids)
Biological process (GO): L-methionine cycle
Cellular component (GO): cytosol
Molecular function (GO): adenosylhomocysteinase activity
Source: RefSeq, a predicted model, not a curated record
AUGGUCUUCAAAGUUGCUGACGUUUCUCUCGCUGCCUUUGGGCGCAAAGAGAUUGAGAUUGCCGAGAAUGAGAUGCCCGGGCUCAUGUACCUUCGUCAGAAGUACGGUCCUUCCCAGCCUUUGAAGGGCGCCCGUAUCGCAGGAUGUCUUCACAUGACUAUCCAAACUGCCGUUCUUAUUGAGACCCUCAAGGCUCUCGGAGCCGAGGUUACCUGGUCGUCCUGCAACAUCUUCUCUACUCAAGAUCAUGCCGCUGCCGCCAUUGCGGCCACCGGCGUACCUGUUUUCGCCUGGAAAGGUGAAACCGAGGAAGAGUACAAUUGGUGUAUCGAACAAACUCUUGCUGCCUUCCCUGGUGGACAGCCUCUGAACAUGAUCCUUGAUGAUGGUGGUGACCUCACCAGCAUCGUCCACGAGAAGUAUCCGCAGUAUCUCAAAGGUAUCCGUGGCGUCUCUGAAGAAACCACCACCGGUGUUCACCACCUUUACAAGGCGUUCCGUGAAGGUAAACUCAAAGUCCCAGCUAUCAAUGUGAACGACUCUGUCACCAAGUCUAAAUUCGACAACCUUUACGGAUGUCGUGAAUCCUUAGUCGAUGGGAUCAAACGUGCGACGGACGUCAUGCUGGCUGGCAAAGUCGCCGUCGUUGCUGGUUUCGGAGACGUCGGAAAAGGCUGUGCCGAGUCUUUGAGGUCCUAUGGUGCUCGCGUCCUGAUCACCGAAAUUGAUCCCAUCAAUGCCUUGCAGGCUGCCAUGGCUGGGUACGAAGUUACCACCAUGGAGGAAGCCGCUCCUAGGGGCAACGUGUUCGUCACCACUACUGGAAACAGGGAUAUCAUUACAUCUGCUCACUUCCCAGUGAUGCCUGAAGAUGCCAUCGUUUGCAACAUCGGUCAUUUCGAUGUCGAAAUUGAUGUGGCCUGGUUGAAGUCUAACGCGCAGUCGGUUGUCAAUGUCAAGCCUCAAGUCGACCGUUUCACAAUGCCCUCUGGACGUCACAUCAUUCUCCUUGCUGAAGGUCGUCUCGUCAACCUGGGAUGUGCUACAGGACACCCGUCCUUUGUCAUGUCUUGCUCAUUCGCGAACCAGACUCUUGCUCAGAUUGCUCUGUGGACUACUCCUGAAAAGUUCCCUCUCGGUGUCCACAUUCUCCCCAAAGAGCUUGAUGAGGAGGUCGCCCGUGCUCAUUUGGCGCAGCUGAACGUGAAGUUGACAACCCUAUCCGAUGCGCAGUCUAAGUACCUCGACAUCCCCGUCAAUGGGCCCUACAAGCCCGACCACUACAGGUGCGAGCCAUGA